Molecule: messenger RNA, 297 nt
Organism: Protopolystoma xenopodis
Lineage: Eukaryota; Metazoa; Platyhelminthes; Monogenea; Polystomatidea; Polystomatidae
Source: the annotation of a GenBank genome assembly
AUGGCGAUUGACCGAGUCCCGGUGCCUCGAGAGGGCACCACUUGCCCGCAGCCGGCCACUUGGCGCCCAGUCCGACCUCACAACGCGCGGAAACUUGCAACUCUUGGCCGACUGGCAUCUGCCAGGGCGUCUGUAGACCGCAUCAGUUGCCCACCCCCACCCCCACCCCCGAGGGGAACCCGUCCUCGUGUCGGCCUUUUCUCUGCCUCAGCAUAUUCCGCUGGCAAGAAGAGAGAGAGAGACAUAGAAAGCGAGAAAGAAAGAAAGAAAGAAAGAGACAGCCUACGGAAAGAAUGA